UACUGGCCCCCUUCUUUCUCUCUCCCUCACCUCCUUUUCACUUUCCCUUCUCUCUUUGCUGGCCCAUCUUCCUGCAAACCUAGCGAACUCUUCUGCCUCAUUAUUAAAUCUUCCUCUACCAGCAACUUUCAUUCCAUCUCUACCUCUUCUUCCUUCCUCUGAAGAUUUUUAUUUAUGUCUCUGUUUCUUGAAAACGUUGAAUCUUGGCUUCCUGCUGAGUUUCUUACUGAGGAAGAGUUGCUCAUGGACAAGGAGAACUUUAAUGAUAAUGGGUUGAGUUCUGAGUGUAAGCAUGGUUUCAGUUUUCCCACUGAGUUUCCUUACGAGUUUGAGUCCUUUGGAUCCUCUGUUUCUCUUAGCUCGCCGGAUGAGUCCGUUGUUGGCUCUACUGAAACAGAGAGCAGUGAUGAAGACGAUUUUCUAGCUGGGUUAACUCGCCGGCUGACUCAACAACUCACUCUCAAACCCGAGAAGUGGGUCAUGGCCGGGUCGCCCGAGUCGACACUGAGUGGAAUGCGAAGCUGCUCCGUCUCAAGCAGCGGUAGCCCAAACGGGGUUCUGUCGCCGCCAACAACGCCUUUCGAGGCCAAAAACGAUAUGUGGGAUCUCAUAUCCGCGGCUGCGGGCCAAGUCGCUAGGUUAAAGAUGAGCAAUGAAGGCAACCAGUACGGUAGCCAUCAAGGGAGGGGGUUACUGGAUCCUGUAAGGACCCAAAAUCCAGACACUACUCUGAAAAAUCAGAAUCCAGGGCUUUACUCGAGCCAGAGCUUUGGCCACCCUGUUUCACAAAUGAAUCAGUACCAUUCUCAAGUGAGACAAGAGCAGCUGCUAAAGCCUCAGUGCCCUUCAGUUUGGGGAAGACAGCAAGUGAAGGUGGGGUGGCAAGCUCAGCCACAACCACAGCCCCAUCUUCAGCAGCAGCACCACCCGCAGCCCCUGACACAGUCCCACUACCAGCACCAGCCCCAGCAACAACAGAUCCAGAGCAGAGCUAGAAACGUAGUGGGCUGUGAAAGUGGGAGAUGCAUGCGUCCUCUGGGUCUACCACAGUCUGCUUGGCCACCUCUUCAAGUUCAAUCAAAUCAAAACCAUCAAUCACAGCAACACUCCACCACAGGCAUGAGAGCUGUAUUUCUCGGUGGAUCUGGUGCUAAAAGAGAAUGUGCUGGUACUGGUGUUUUCUUGCCUCGUAGAUACGGCAACCCCCCUGAUUCCAAGAAGAAAUCAGCUUGCUCAACUGUGCUACUCCCAGCAAAAGUGAUUCAUGCUUUAAAUUUGAAUCUCGAGGAAAUGAACAAGAACAUCCAAGCUCAAUCACGCAUUAAAUGUUCAUUAACCUCUGAUUACGAUGCUUUAAUGGCAAGAAGGAAUGCAAUUCUGGCACAGCAGAAGAGAAACUUAAGAGCUGAAAGUGUCCUCAACCAUGAAAUAGGCUUGCCUCAAGAGUGGACAUACUGAUAAGAGUUGUUUUUGUUGGAGAAACAGGAGACAAGUACAGAGGUAGAUGAUAUUGUGGUUUUUUUCAUAGGAAAAUGAACUGAAGAAGGGAAAUGAGAAUUUAAGAAAGGUAGGAUUAUUAGUUUUUGGGUUCUUUUGGGAAGUUUUUUUAGAUGAUUCAGCAAUAGGAAUGAAGCCAGAUAGUGUAGUAGAAGAGAGGUAUUUUAUUAUUAUUAUAUUAUUGUAAUAAGUGGGUUAUGUGUUGAAAUUAGGGUUCUUUUGUAAGGGACAAUGGCGUUUUGAUUUUCUAGGCAUAGUAUGUGGUUUAUGCUAUUUAUUUAGGGGAAGAUUUUCCUGGAAAAUAGAAGCUUUUGAGAAAGUUCAUGCUUGAACCUUCUUCUAGUGUUGUAAUGUCCCUUGGCAGCUAAAAGAUUAAAAUAAGAACAGCUCUUUAAUUCUUA
Manihot esculenta (cassava) is the source of this 1898-nucleotide messenger RNA. RefSeq lists its product as uncharacterized. NCBI's taxonomy places the organism in Eukaryota, Viridiplantae, Streptophyta, Magnoliopsida, Malpighiales, Euphorbiaceae. The coding region runs from base 175 to 1458 and encodes 427 amino acids. The transcript has 5 exons. The record is from RefSeq and is a predicted model, not a curated record.